GAUGACCCUCCAUAUAUAACAUCGAGUUACGAGUAUCGAUCCCAUCAUGUUCAUAAUUAGAACAGCACCCAGCCCAGCUCUGCAAUAUCUAGCAAGGAUGAAGAAGUGCGGCCUUUCACAGAUGAUCUCCUGCCUUAUCUUGGCCUUCUUUUUCCUCUCAGAUGCAGGAUCUAAUGGCUCUGAUGUUCAAAAUAUAUGCACGGUGACAAGCAGGCCAGACGAAGUCAGGAUUAUGAUUUUGAAGAGGCCAAGUGCUCAGUCCGCUAGAAUAACUUUCACAAACAACUGUCCCAAUACCGUCUGGCCGGGAACCCUAACCAUUGAUCAGAAACCUCAACUAUCAAGAACUGGAUUUGAGUUAGUAUCCAAAGCAUCCACAUCACUGGAUGCCCAAGCUCCCUGGAGUGGCCGGUUUUGGGCACGAACUGGUUGCUCUACAAAGGCCUCGGGAAGGUUCUCUUGCGCUACUGCCGAUUGUGCCUCCGGCCAAGUUGCAUGUAAUGGCAACGAUGCUAUCCCGCCGGUGUCUUUAGUUGAAAUAAACAUAGGGUAUGGUGGGCAAGACUAUUACGAUGUCAGCCUUGUUGACGGCUUCAACCUGCCUGUUUCAGUGAGCACAAAAGGUGGGAGUGGUGAAUGCAAGACCACGAGUUGCCCGACCAAUGUGAAUGCGGUUUGCCUAGCAGAGCUGCAACAAAGAGCUGCGGAUGGGAGCGUGAUCGCAUGCAAGAGCGCAUGCACAUCAUUCAAUCAGCCACAAUACUGCUGCACUGGCAAGUUCAAUACUCCGCAAAAAUGUCGUCCCACGAACUAUUCGAUGAUCUUCAAGAACCAGUGUCCUCAAGCAUAUAGCUAUGCUUAUGAUGAUACGAACAGCACCUUCACCUGCUCUGGUGCACCUAAUUACGUUAUCACUUUCUGCCCUUGAAUAACGUCUAGCUUGAUCAUGAGAUGAGGUUUCUAGCUAGUGAUACUACAAACUACUAUCUUGUGAUAAUAUACCAUCCAAAGCUUAUUUCGAUCUAUUUGGAUGGAUAAAAAUUAACCCAUAACAUGAGGUUUCUAUCAUUCUUACAUUUGAAGCUAGGUCCAUACAUUACUUAA
This is a messenger RNA of Juglans microcarpa x Juglans regia, 1104 nucleotides long. RefSeq names its product thaumatin-like protein 1b. Bases 47 to 928 code for a protein of 293 amino acids. Gene Ontology annotation, biological process: defense response. Lineage: Eukaryota; Viridiplantae; Streptophyta; Magnoliopsida; Fagales; Juglandaceae. The record is from RefSeq and is a predicted model, not a curated record. Gene Ontology annotation, cellular component: extracellular region. The transcript has 3 exons.